UUCGGUCGUUUACACGUCUCGAGUACCGCGACGCGUCGCGCUUGAAGGCUAGCAACAGAUAUGUAUGUGACGUCCGUAGGGACCGAUCUCCACAAGUUCGGCGUAUAUAUGCUGCUUGUCGCGCUGUACACCGCUUAUGCGCAGCGAUAGUGGGGCUUCGUGAACUUCGGUGCUGGGUCUGAAGAAUGGACGUGCUUGACGUCGGACUCGAGUUCUAUGCACCAAGCACAGCGAGGCAGGCAGGUCAUUUACCAUCGCAAUUGGCACCUCGGGCCCCGCCUUGGCUCGCUGAGGGUGUGACUGGUCUUGCAGGGUUACGGUGCGAAAGGUUUCCAAGCUUACUUUCGACGGUACAUCAGCUUGAACCAGUACUUCGCCUCCCCCGUCAAGACCUCCCCUUCCUUCGUGUUCGUGACUAAACCGUCUCUCGCGCUGACCGUCUCAUGCGUCGUCAC
Molecule: messenger RNA, 455 nt
Organism: Fomitopsis serialis
Lineage: Eukaryota; Fungi; Basidiomycota; Agaricomycetes; Polyporales; Fomitopsidaceae
Exons: 3
Coding region: 186-419 (77 amino acids)
Source: RefSeq, a predicted model, not a curated record